AUGCAGACCGACUUCUUGGGCGUUGAUGUGUCUGACUCCGAACUGGGACAACCAGGACGGGGUUCAUCCUCGCGAUCCUGUCGAGCACAGCCAAUCUUCGCCCGGCAAAGCACGUUGGGCUGCGACACCGUCUGUUGUGCAUUUCCUCACAAGCGCCUUGCUCCAACUUCGUUUCAUUGCCCUCACGACACCCUCGCCAACAGCCGCCGGCCUCCCGCCAACCGCAUCGACGGACAUCCACCGGCGACUCCAAAAUCAAGAAACCCGCGUCGAUCCCUGAUGCCUGGCACCAGUCUGUCCGGAUGGUCGUGUGUGGCUGGACGUCCGGGUGACUUUGCAGCGUCAACCUCGCUAGUUCGACUUGUCAUUGCGCCACGCCUGACUCUCUUUGCUUCCACCUCGAACACCGGCCAAACAUCGACCCGGCAUCGUGAACAUCACAGAGAUACUAGCGGAGACGACGAGCCGACGGAAAACAGCACAGGGCGGAUUCAGAAGACGGCCCGCCGCCGACGGUCGUCCCACGGAACAAGCAAACGUUCAUCCACCGCCUCCUCCACCAAGCGAAAGACUAAGCAUCCCGAUACAGCUCGCCGCUCAUCCUCUUCGAUAUCGAGCUUGAAGAAUAAACAGGGCUCCAUGGGGGCCCCCGAUCCCUACGCGGAGUCUCUCUUGAGCUCCAGGGCUGGCAGACCGUACCCCGCGUUCUCAAAAGAGCACAGCAAAGAGGCAGUCCGGAGCAGAGACAAUUUGGGAGCCCGAAUAGACAUUUUAACCCCUGAACCUACAGAUAUCACUGUUGAAAGGACGAGAGAUGGCCGCCCUGCGAGUCGAAACAAGAACGAGCAGUCAAAACGACAGAGCACUGCAACAAACCCUACGCGCCUCCCGAGUCCACCGCUAACCAACGACGAGAACCAGCCAUCGCGUAGGAGCACACCCAGCGUCAGUAGAACCGCAGAGACGAAAGGAACUUCUGCAGUUAAAGCUGGCGAGGAGGGAAAGAGACCAAAAAGCCGUCCGCACAGCACAAGGUCGUCGUCGAGCCUGAAACGGACAUCUUUGGAAAAUGCGCAGAAACUCGGCGACAAAGUCCACAGGCCCGGCACGCCAUCAUCGAAAUUCAGUAUAUUUGAUGCAUUUCAGAUUCCCCACAGAUCAGCUACGACUUCCUCCAGGCAGAAACAGCAGACGAAAGACGAACGGGCCAAACGAUCGAACAAAUCUCAAAACACUGUAUCGCCUACAGCCUCGGUCUCUGAAGACGAAACUGUCUUGGGACCUAGGACGAGUACUGCUUCUGGUCAGAGAACAUCAUCUCCGCUGCAUUCACGAAACAAAAAGUCUGGCGGGAGAUCCGAGACCCCCACGGGUGGAAGAUCAACCCCAGUCCAUGCUUCAAUGACCAACGGGCAAGCAGUGCCUCGGGCGGCCAGUGUAAAUCCUCCACCGCCCCCUCCGCCUCCGGAUCUACCACUAAUGAUGCCAAAGGUCGAUUAUUUGUUACAGAACGGUGGUUUGAAUCAUCAUGUGCCCCGGAAUUUUCUUGGUGCUGGCGAGUCUGCGAACAUGCCUCAGCAAGCUUUCGAUCCCUCGACUAUUGGAACUAAGCUUUUUGAACCGUUCUCCAACCUCCUAGAUAGUUAUGGAACGGUCCUAUCGAAGCGCGGCUCGCUUGCCGUUGCUACCGGAUAUAGAUCAGUUGCGAGGAGGCUCUUGGAUAGACUCGAGGCUGUUUUCGCGCGGGAUAUAUCACAAGAGGUGUGUGAAUGCUUCAUGUGCCUUGAAUAUGAAGCUUCAGAGGAAGCCAGCGGGGUUAGCUGGGGCGAGGUUCUCGAGCUCGUGUCUGGUCGAAGCGACUUACCGGCCUGGCCACCUUUUCAGAUUCACACUGAGCCGGACACCGUCGAUUUAGGAAAGACAGCCCAUGUUCCCAUGCAGAAACUCGACAUUGAUGUGCCAAAGGAGAUGAGAGAACACUAUCUUCUCCACUCGCGAAAGACUAAGCAAGCUAUCGACGAGUGGUUGUCGCGUCAAACCCCGGAUUCAACAAGUCCACCGGAUAUGGUCGACGACGAGACUCUUGCUUUUGCGAUGUUGACCUACCUCGGAAACGAGCAAAGAAAUCUAUUCAGCAAAUUUCUCGAGCUCCCUACAUCGCCUCCAUCUCCAAAACCACAAACUCCCAAGCCUCGCGGACGUCCAGAAGCCUUAGUUCUCGCUGGAUCCGCUAUUCAACGACUUUACCGCCUUCCUUCGGAGCCACGAGACCCAGACACGGCUCUCUACCUGGUAAAUAAUCCCGAUAUGCACCACGUCCUGGCGACACUCUCCGCGAUCAGCAAUGAUGAAUGGGACAUCCUCAUUUCAGGUCGUUUUGAUGGUUUUCUUCGAAGUGGAGCUGAAGACAAUAUCCCGCCCACCUCGGCUACUGCUCCUCCAUUCAACAGCAAAUCUAGUUCUUCUCGAAAUGGUAUCAAUGGUUCGCGCCCAGCCAGCCAACCGUACGGCCGCCGCCAGGGGCCGGCUUCAUUUGGUGCACCCAUAUCUGUCGAUGAAGAGAACGAAAUCGCGACUCUGGCCGAAAUCGAACGAGAGAUUUACGCGGGGAUGGAAGCGUUGGAAGAUGCUUUUGAAGCUCUGCACUACAAGGCUGAAGCUAUCCGGACCGCACUGCGCGAACGUGGUGCCGGGCUCUCUCUGGCCAACCAAGCGCGACGAGGGAGUCCAUUGGUGCCGGGCCCGAACCCAAAGCUGCCAGGAUUUGGCAGUUCUGUUAACGGAGCGGAAUGCGAGAUGGAUGAUAUGAUUGAUGAUGGACUGUCGUCGAUAGCUCCGUCUGAAUCUGCCAGUAACAUCAGUUCAGUGCGGAGACGACGGCCAAAACGACGCACUGAAAGGCGCACGCCAUCCGUGGUAGGGGAGGAAGAUGAAGGAGAGCAUCAUUUGAAUGUCCCCAGGCGAACUGGCACCGCGAGCUCUGGAAGACGGAGGUGA
Uncinocarpus reesii 1704 is the source of this 2997-nucleotide messenger RNA. RefSeq lists its product as uncharacterized. Bases 1 to 2997 code for a protein of 998 amino acids. Gene Ontology annotation, cellular component: nucleus. Gene Ontology annotation, molecular function: DNA binding. NCBI's taxonomy places the organism in Eukaryota, Fungi, Ascomycota, Eurotiomycetes, Onygenales, Onygenaceae. The record is from RefSeq and is a predicted model, not a curated record. The transcript has 2 exons.